AUGAACAAACUGGAGAAAAAGGCUGACUCUGCUGCAGCUGUAAACCUGGACACACCUUAUGCAGCAGCAGAGGGAAGGAUGAGGAUUAAAGUGAGCUUCCACCCACACUACAAACACGGGGCACCCCGGUCUCAAAAACAAAGCCGUCCUCCUCCUCCAGUGCAUUCGUCUCUGAGGAACACAGCUCAGCAGUCUCUCCUUGGCAUCUGCUCAUCAACGCUUCUCAACCCGAACAACCAGGUACCACACAAAAUGGGCAUCCACAAUAAAAGAGGCAGACGUCAGUGCUGGAUGGUCCCAUCUCACCAGGUGACUGAAAAUCAACAACAGGAGGACAGUGACCUCAUUAAACCCAGAAAGCUGCCAAAUCCCGUCCUGGCUUCCCACCAACACAGAGCUCUCCAUCAAGAGCUGCUAUUCUGCCACAGACGAGGUGUACUGCCAAGAAAAAAGCCGGAGCUGCUGUGUGUCCUCGAACAAAAACAGAGACAGAAGAAAAAGCAGGAGCUGGCUCUCCACCCUCCCUCUGACUUGGAGGUGAAGCUACGUAUACGCCAGCAGAGAAUGCAAUUUUACGAGCUGGAGAAGAAGAGGAGGAGCGAAAGUCUGAAGAAUGUGCCAGAAUUUAUUCGUGUGAGACAAACACUGAAGCACAUCGCAAAUCCUUCCCUGUGA
Messenger RNA from Neolamprologus brichardi, 675 nucleotides. Its product is annotated as protein FAM107B. The record is from RefSeq and is a predicted model, not a curated record. NCBI's taxonomy places the organism in Eukaryota, Metazoa, Chordata, Actinopteri, Cichliformes, Cichlidae.